UCUAGCUUUGCAUGCUCUCUCUCUCUCUCUCUAUAUAUAUAUAUAUUAUAUAUAUAUAUAUAUACAUUCAUUAAUUGAAGAAAUUAAAUGGGUCCAGUGGGAGCUGCGAAUCACCGACGGGUUCUGUCGGAGAAGGCCGCCGGCGACGGACAUGGAGAAAACUGUCCCUACUUCGACGGCUGGAAGGCCUACGAUGCCGACCCUUUUCACCCCACUGGGAACCCUAAUGGAGUCAUCCAAAUGGGUCUCGCAGAAAACCAGCUGUCUUUUGACCUGAUCAAGGACUGGAUUAGAAAGAACCCAAAAGCGUCGAUUUGCACCGGCGAAGGGGUGGAUGAGUUCGAGGCCGUCGCCGUCUUUCAGGAUUAUCAUGGCUUGCCGGAGUUUAGAAAUGCUGUUGCCAAGUUCAUGGGAAGAGUGAGAGGUGGGCGGGUCACAUUUGAUCCCAACCGGGUAGUGAUGGCCGGCGGCGCCACAGGAGCCACCGAGCUCCUCAUGUUCUGUUUGGCCGAUCCCGGCGACGCGUUCUUGGUUCCUACACCUUACUAUCCAGGAUGUGACCGGGACUUGAGGUGGCGGACCGGUGUGAAUCUAAUUCCGGUGACUUGCGAUAGCUCAAACAACUUCCAAAUCACGAGAGAAGCCCUAGAAGAAGUGUACGAGAGAGCCACAGAAGCCAAUAUCAAUGUGAAAGGCUUGAUCGUGAACAAUCCUUCCAACCCACUAGGCACCGUUCUUGACAAACAAACCCUCAAGAGCCUCGUCUCUUUCAUCGUCGACAAGAACAUCCAUCUCGUCUCCAAUGAAAUCUACUCUGCCACCGUUUUUCGGUCACCAAACUUCAUAAGCCUCUCCGAAAUCAUCCAAGAAACGACUGCUGUUGAUGCCAACCUCAUCCACAUCGUUUACAGCCUCUCCAAAGACCUGGGCCUCCCCGGAUUUAGGGUCGGUAUCGUCUAUUCCUACAACGACGCGGUGGUAUUGUGUGGCCGAAAAAUGUCAAGCUUUGGCUUGGUCUCAUCUCAAACGCAACAUCUUUUGGCUUCGAUGCUCUCCGACGAACAAUUCGUAGACAAUUUUUUGAUUGAGAGCUCAAAAAGGCUAGAAAAGAGGCACGGAAUCUUCACCGAAGGGUUGGCGAGAGCUGGGAUCGGUUGUCUAAGAGGCAACGGAGGGCUCUUCUGUUGGGUGGAUCUUCGCCAGCUGCUCAGGGAACAGACAUUCGAGGCAGAGAUUGAGUUGUGGAGGAUGAUAAUUGACGACGUCAAGCUCAAUGUUUCUCCAGGAUCUUCCUUUCAUUGCAUUGAACCUGGUUGGUUUAGGGUUUGCUUUGCCCUCAUGGAUGAUGACACACUUCAAGCUGCGUUACAAAGAAUUCAAACCUUUUUUGGGAGCUAUAAGUAAUUAAUCCAACACUACUCUAAGCCCUAUACUCUAAGUUUUAGCGACACUUAUCACUCUUUUCCUAUCAAGGAGUGAUUAUUAUUAUGUACGAAUGUAAACCCUAAACCUUGAACUUAUUUGAGUUGAUUAUAAUGUUUAGAGUUAUGCUUGACCCUAUACCUUAAGUUUUAGCAACACUUAUCACUCUUUUCCUCUAGUACUAUCAUCUUAUUUUU
Molecule: messenger RNA, 1619 nt
Organism: Diospyros lotus (date-plum)
Lineage: Eukaryota; Viridiplantae; Streptophyta; Magnoliopsida; Ericales; Ebenaceae
Product: 1-aminocyclopropane-1-carboxylate synthase-like
Exons: 4
Coding region: 88-1404 (438 amino acids)
Biological process (GO): biosynthetic process; amino acid metabolic process
Molecular function (GO): transaminase activity; pyridoxal phosphate binding
Source: RefSeq, a predicted model, not a curated record